This is a messenger RNA of Peromyscus leucopus (white-footed mouse), 1257 nucleotides long. It is a transcript of the gene Cthrc1, whose product is annotated as collagen triple helix repeat containing 1. The transcript is spliced from 4 exons. NCBI's taxonomy places the organism in Eukaryota, Metazoa, Chordata, Mammalia, Rodentia, Cricetidae. The record is from RefSeq and is a predicted model, not a curated record. Bases 33 to 863 code for a protein of 276 amino acids.
AGGGAGGGCGGCGCUCCGUGAAAGGCUCUUUGAUGCCGCGGGCUGCAGAGCUCGGCCAGACGCGGACCAGGGCCGGGCCCCGCCGACCCCUCUGCCUCCGGCUCCGCGCUUCGCAGCCACCGCACACCAUGCACCCCCAAGGUCGCACCGCCUCCCCACGGCUGCUGCUCGGCCUCUUCCUUGUGCCGCUGCUGCUGCUGCUGCCCGCGAAGUCUAGCGCCUCGGAGAACCCCAAGGUGAAGCAAAAAGCGCUGAUCCGGCAGAGGGAGGUGGUAGACCUGUACAAUGGAAUGUGCUUACAAGGACCAGCAGGAGUUCCGGGUCGCGAUGGGAGUCCUGGAGCCAAUGGCAUUCCUGGUACACCAGGAAUUCCAGGUCGGGAUGGAUUCAAAGGAGAAAAGGGGGAGUGCUUAAGAGAAAGCUUUGAGGAGUCCUGGACCCCAAACUACAAGCAGUGUUCGUGGAGCUCACUGAAUUACGGCAUAGAUCUCGGGAAGAUUGCGGAAUGUACAUUUACGAAGAUGCGCUCCAACAGUGCUCUGCGUGUUCUGUUCAGCGGUUCACUUCGGCUAAAGUGCAGAAACGCAUGCUGUCAGCGCUGGUACUUUACAUUUAAUGGAGCUGAAUGUUCAGGACCUCUUCCCAUCGAAGCCAUCAUCUAUCUGGAUCAAGGGAGCCCUGAAUUAAAUUCAACAAUUAAUAUCCAUCGUACUUCUUCUGUGGAAGGACUGUGUGAAGGGAUUGGCGCUGGGUUGGUAGAUGUGGCCAUCUGGGUUGGCACCUGCUCUGAUUACCCUAAAGGAGAUGCUUCCACUGGAUGGAACUCAGUGUCUCGCAUCAUUAUUGAAGAACUACCAAAAUAAAUCCUCCGAAGCUUUCAUUCCCUACCUCUUUUAUUUUUAAAACCAAACCUUUGAAUGGUUCAUUUAAAUGACAUUUAAGAAAUCGCUUUAUGUACCCAGCUGAAUGAAAAUGCAAAGUUAAAUAUGUUUACAGACCAAAGUGUGAUUUCACACUUUAAAAUCUAGCAUUAUCCAUUUUACUUCAACCAAGAAUGGUUUCGGGAUUUUUUUUUUUCCAUUGAUUAUUUUGUUCAUGAUUCUGUUCUUGGAACCUAUAUAUUGAAGUGUCAUUGUGAUCUUUGCUAUUUCCUAUUUCCUACUGUCAACGUGUUAAAAAAUACAAAAGUUAUGUCAUUGUACGAGCUGUAAAUGUUUAGAAUUAUUUUAUAUCUGUUAAAUAAAAUGUUCAGCUUUA